Messenger RNA from Elaeis guineensis (African oil palm), 1000 nucleotides. RefSeq names its product PLAT domain-containing protein 3. Lineage: Eukaryota; Viridiplantae; Streptophyta; Magnoliopsida; Arecales; Arecaceae. The record is from RefSeq and is a predicted model, not a curated record. Gene Ontology annotation, molecular function: protein binding.
CCUCUCGCUCAGCUACUGCUGGACUGGAAAACACGAGGAACACAUUGCUGGUGGCCCCAACCACGCGUCCUCGCUCCACCCUCAUUUCUCUCUCUCUCUAUCUCUCGAGAAAUUAUAGGAUGUAUGCAUGGAUGGGGAUAUAAAUAGCACCCACCACCCUCACUGAGAGUCAGACAGACGGAGAGACAGCUCCCAGGAAAAAGAGAUGAUGGCUCGCCGCUUCCAUUCUCUCUUACUCCUCCUCGCCCUUCUCCCCUUGCUGGCCUCCGCUGAGGAUGAUGAGUGCGUGUACACGGUGUACGUGCGGACGGGGACGCCGAUCAAGGGCGGUACCGAUGCCACGAUCGGGGUGUCCCUGGGCGACGCGUCGGGGCUCGACUUCCAGGUGAAGGACCUGGUGUCCUGGGGGGGGCUGAUGGGCCCCGACCACGACUACUUCGAACGGGGGAACCUGGACAUCUUCAGCGGGAGGGGGCCCUGCGGGCUGAGCACGCCGCUCUGCCGCCUCAACGUGACCUCCGACGGGAGCGGGAAGCACCCUGGCUGGUACCUCGACUACGUCGAGGUGACGUUCACCGGGCCGCACCUAAACUGCUCCCAGACCCUCUUCAACGUCUAUCGGUGGCUCGCCACCGACGCCUGGCCCUUCCAGCUCACCGCCACCAUCAACGUUUGCGACCAGGCCCGCGCUCCAAGGAACCCCAACCUCGUCCUAGGAAACCGCCUGGACACUGACAUCUGAUCUCAUCGCCUUGAGGUGGUGGUGAUGGUGAUGGUGAUGUGAUGGGUGUUUGCCCUUUUCCCAGAUCCAGAGGUUUUGGUGUAUUCCGUGUGAGAUGUUUCGGCUUAAUGAUAAUCAUCAUGUCCGAUGAUAAAUAAACAGCGCUGCUAGUCUUUCCGAUGAUAAAUAAACAGCGCUGCUAGUCCUUCUAUGGCUGCUAUUUCAUACUUCUGUGCUGUGAUCUAUCUAUUUAUUUUAGAUCCAACAUAUUUCCUUUUU